Fulvia fulva is the source of this 948-nucleotide messenger RNA. Its product is annotated as Carbonyl reductase [NADPH] 1. The record is from RefSeq and is a predicted model, not a curated record. Bases 1 to 948 code for a protein of 315 amino acids. NCBI's taxonomy places the organism in Eukaryota, Fungi, Ascomycota, Dothideomycetes, Mycosphaerellales, Mycosphaerellaceae. The transcript has 2 exons. Gene Ontology annotation, molecular function: oxidoreductase activity.
AUGCCACUACUACGCCCCUCUCUCAUCAUCGUAACCGGCUCAAACCGCGGCAUCGGGAAAGCAGUCUGUCAACAGAUCCUCAAAAGACCGGAUAUUGGUCCUCUUAAACUCUUCGCGACAUCACGUAGUGGCGAGGACUUGGGGCUGGAAAGUACGAAGGAGAGGCAGACGGUUUAUCGGAGGCUUGAUGUGAGUAAGAGGGAGAGUAUUGAUGCGUUGAGGGAUGAGGUAAAGGCGGAUAAGGAUGGAGGAGGUGUGAGGCUUUUGGUUAACAAUGCCGGUAUCAACCUUGAUAAUGAGAAAGGGAUGGGGAGGUUAGAGGCGGCGAGGAAGACUAUUGGGGUUAAUUUUGAGGGGACGUUGGAUAUGUGUUGCACCUUCCUCCCACAUCUCUCGAAAGAUACAGGGAGGAUCGUGAAUCUCUCCUCGGUAGCGUCGAGUUUGAAGCCGUAUAGCGAGGAGAUACAGAGGCGGUUUAGGAGUGCUCUGUUUCUCUCUGAUGUGGAGACUUUGGCGGAGGAGUAUCUCGUACGUCUCAAUAUGCUGACCUUCAGAAAACCAUCGCUGACUACGAACGACCCCAAGCACGCCGUCGAAACCUCCACAGAACAAUCCUCCGGCUUCUCCAUCCCACCCCGCCACUACGCCAUGUCCAAAGCUCUCGUCCGCGCCAUGACCCGCGUUCUAUCUGGAGAACACCAUGCCGCUCACCCAGAAAGCAAAAUCUUAAUCAACUCCUGCUGCCCCGGCUGGAUCAACACCGAUAUGGGCGGUCUCGUCGGAAGCGGGAGGACUAUGCCGCCCAAGACGGCGGAGGAGGGAGCCGGGAUUGUGAUGAGGUUGGGGUUUGAUGAGUUGGAGGACGAGGAUAGGUGGGGUGUUAGUGGGGAGUAUUGGGCGAACGAGAGUGUGAGGAGUAGGGGGUUGGGGAGUGUGCAGAGGUGGUAG